AUGCCCGAAUGCCGCAACGGACCAAUCACCAGCGCUAACCGCGCCCGUAUCAAGAAGCCUAAGACCAACCGUUACCCCUCUCUCAAGGGUGUCGACCCCAAGUUCCGCCGCAACCACAGACACGCUCUUCAUGGCACCAUGAAGGCUCUGAAGGAGCGCAAGGAGGGCAAGCGCGAGAUCGCAUAG
Aspergillus campestris IBT 28561 is the source of this 186-nucleotide messenger RNA. Its product is annotated as 60S ribosomal protein eL29. Bases 1 to 186 code for a protein of 61 amino acids. Gene Ontology annotation, cellular component: cytosolic large ribosomal subunit; ribosome. The record is from RefSeq and is a predicted model, not a curated record. Gene Ontology annotation, molecular function: structural constituent of ribosome. Lineage: Eukaryota; Fungi; Ascomycota; Eurotiomycetes; Eurotiales; Aspergillaceae. Gene Ontology annotation, biological process: cytoplasmic translation. The transcript is spliced from 3 exons.